Chrysoperla carnea is the source of this 986-nucleotide messenger RNA. RefSeq lists its product as uncharacterized. NCBI's taxonomy places the organism in Eukaryota, Metazoa, Arthropoda, Insecta, Neuroptera, Chrysopidae. The record is from RefSeq and is a predicted model, not a curated record. The coding region runs from base 34 to 891 and encodes 285 amino acids. The transcript is spliced from 6 exons.
AAAGGAUAUUAUGCUUAAUGAGAGAAAACCAGGAUGUCAUCAUAUAACAAUUUAACGUUUUUAUUUUUUGUGAUCACAGCAUUCGUCACAAUUACUUUAGAUGAAUGUGAUGGUUUAUCGAAUGUUCACGUGACAGUACCACAAUAUAAACUACGUGGUGAAAUAGCAUUCUUACAAUGUGAUUACGAUUUGGAUGAAGAUAAACUUUAUUCGGUAAAAUGGUAUAAAGAUGAUGAAGAGUUAUAUCGUUAUAUGCCGCGCGCUGAUCCACCACAACAUAGUUAUACAAUUGAUGCUACACGUGUUGAUCACCAUACAUCGGAUAGUAAGAAACUUGUAUUACGUCCAGUCAGCUUGCGUUCCAGUGGUGUUUAUCGAUGUGAAGUAUCUGCUGAAGCACCAUCAUUCGCUUCGGCACAAUCUGAAGCUAGAAUGCAAGUCGUCUAUUUGCCUAAAGAUGAUCCAAUGAUAAGUGGCGAACAGCUUCAAUAUCAAAUUGGUGAUGAAAUGAGCUUAAAUUGUACGUCUGGUAAAUCUUAUCCAGCUUCUGUUUUGCAUUGGUAUAUUAACGAUCAAAAGGUGGAAAGCCCUCUUCAAUUGGUGAAGUAUCCACCACAAGUACAUCCACAUGGAUUGAUGACUUCAUGGUUAGGUCUACAUUUUAUUGUGGGUGCUCAUCAUUUUAUGGAUGGUUCCAUGAAAGUACGAUGCAUUGCUGUAGUGUCACCUGUAUUAUGGCAAGGUGAUCGUGAAAGUGUCGUUCAACGUAUGACACCUGCACUCAUAGACAAUCGUGAAGCCUUACUGUUAGUUAAAGCAUCAAGUGAAAAACGACAUGCGAAUAUCAAGCUGGCUGUGCUCGCAGUUCUAUUUGCGGCAAAUUUAAUAUAGAAAAUUUGAGAAGAAAUUAAUUUAAGUAUACUGUAAAUAUGUCUCUAUAUUUUUUAGGUUAUAACAGUUUCUAUUUUUAAAAUUUAUUAUUUCUU